ACAACAGAACAUUUUUUAAUUAAAAUUUGAGUCGUCUUCAACAAAAUGCAAGAGUCGGAAAAUACAUCAAAAUCUGCAAAAAUUGGAAGUACCAACAUUGAAUUAUUAGACGGAGGACGAACAUCUGACCAUAUUGUUAUCACAACGUGUCAAAGAAAUGAAGGAGCAGAGAAGCAAGAGUCAAGCGAUGAAACUGACAUAGAAGACCGUCUUCUCUCUGCGAUCUGCAAGGGAGGCAGACUCGGCGCCGCGUGCUACACCUUGCAAACUGGAGAGUUGCAAGUGUUGGAGGAAAUAAUGGACAGCGGGCCCGAACAUCAAAUAUUCCAGUCAUUAUAUCGCCAAACCGAACCUGUCAGAGUUAUUCUGGACAGUAAAAGCCAGAACACGUUUAUAGACGUCGUGAAAAAUGCCGUGUUCCACAACGGAGAGAUGACAGACGCAAGAUGUAAACUGUUCUUUGUGUCUUCGAAGGAUUACAACUACGAAGCCUGCAAGCGCCGCAUCUACUCGCUGGCUCUCCCAGGUGAGCCCUCGGCCUGCAGCGAGGAGCAGCGCGCCAUCUUCCUUCGUACUGUGCUGGACUUCUCGCAGACCAUGAGCGUGCAUGCACUGGGGGCGCUGUUACGGUACCUGGAUCUUAACUGGUCUAACCUCAACAUGGACUUGCACACCAAACCGCACUUCAUGACCUUGAAAAGGAUUUCGCUGUUGGACAUCGUUCUCAUGGACGAGGACACGUACCGCGGCCUGCAGAUCUUCAACACGCAGGCGCACCCCAGCGGCUUCAAGCGCGGCGUGCAGGGCUCUAACAAGGAGGGCCUCAGUUUGUUCCAUCUCUUCAGCAAAUGCUACUCCAAGGUGGGACAAGCGCGGCUGAGGCUACUUCUUCGUCACCCAACAACAGAUAUAGAGACGCUAAGACAACGACAAGAUGUGAUAGAGUUCUUCAUGAAGCCUCAGAGCGACUCCAUCAUGAGAAAUAUUUGUUCCUCUCUACGCUACAUCAAAAAUGUUAAUGGAAUAUUAGCAAAAAUAAAAGCAUUAUCAGCCAAAGCUUUCGUUUGGAAAUCUCUUUACAAUACAUUAUACAACGCAGUGGUGAUCAGCGAGAUAUGUGAGAACGCCAGACGAGCCAGCCAAUAUCUGGACAAGAUCGCUUCCUUCGAUACCAACAAGUUGUAUGAGAUGGCGCUUUACAUGAACAGAAUAAUAGAUUUUGAUCUGUCCAAGUCUGAGGGAAAGUUUACUGUGAAAGUAGGAGUGGACGCUGAUUUGGAUAUGAAAAAACAAACAAUGGCAAGUCUCCACGGGUUGAUGUCAGAGACAGCUAAGGUGGAGAUGGAGCGACUGCCCAGCUUCAUCGAGGAAUGCACCAUGCUGUAUAUGCCGCACCUGGGGUACCUGCUGGGUGUGCGCGCCUGGAGUGAUCACCUCACACUCGAACAGAAGGAGCUGCCUGACAUGAAGUUUAUGUUUCAAAACAAUGACUACAUCCAUUACAAGAGCAAGGGCUGUGAAGAGCUGGACAUGAUAAUAGGCGAUACGUACCCGGAGAUCGUGGCCCACGAGGCCAGGAUCAUGAUGCGUCUCACCACCAUCAUACUGGACAACCUGGCCACGCUGGCGACGCUCAUCGAUAUGUGUGCUGAGCUGGACUGCUUAAUAGCAAUAUCGAAAGUCUGCAAAGAGUACAACUUCGUCCGGCCGACCUUAAGUACAGAGAAGGUCAUACAGAUAAAGCAGGGUCGACACCCGCUGUACUUGCUCACCUGCGACAACUUCGUGGCCAACGACGCCGAGAGCAGUCGCGAGGCGGGCUUCGUGAAGAUCCUGACAGGGCCCAACGCGAGCGGCAAGUCUGUCUAUAUGAAGCAGAUAGGUCUAAUCGUAUAUCUUUCACAUAUUGGUAGUUUCGUGCCGGCUGACUCGGCUACCAUCGGCAUAGUCUCCCAUAUUUACUCCAGAAUUGAAUCAACAGAAUGUAUAGCGGCUCAUAUGUCUGCCUUCCUCAUAGAUUUAAAGCAGAGUUUGGAGCACAUGGUAGUGAAUGGUGCACCGGUGUACCUGUAUCGCGCGGUACCCGGCUCGGUGGAGAGCAGCUUCGCGGGGCAACUAGCGGCCGCCAGCGGGGUUCACCGCACGGUGGUGGACAGAGCCGCGAGGGUCAGACAAGCCAUCGCGAACAACAAACUCCCCGAAGCAAACCCUAGAAAGGCGAGGCUGUACAACAUGAUCCAGCGAAUGAAACACGAAUUAUUACAAACGAAGUAUAAUUAAAUAUCUGAGAUACUUAGCAACGAAUUAUUAAUAAAAUUUUAUAUAAAAAAAA
This is a messenger RNA of Leptidea sinapis, 2332 nucleotides long. Its product is annotated as mutS protein homolog 5-like. The transcript is spliced from 17 exons. Lineage: Eukaryota; Metazoa; Arthropoda; Insecta; Lepidoptera; Pieridae. The record is from RefSeq and is a predicted model, not a curated record. Gene Ontology annotation, cellular component: nucleus. The coding region runs from base 46 to 2280 and encodes 744 amino acids. Gene Ontology annotation, molecular function: ATP binding; mismatched DNA binding; ATP-dependent DNA damage sensor activity. Gene Ontology annotation, biological process: mismatch repair; chiasma assembly.